ACAGAUCAUGUGAGCAUCCUGAAGAGCAUCCAACCUAUAAACAAAAUGGCAGUAGCUUUAGAGCCAGUUGGAGGUUAUGACUACCAGUGGAUUACCGAGCCUCCGGAUGAGCUGAAGUGUGCAAUUUGCAUAAGUGUAGCUAGGGACCCUCAACAACAUGGAGGGAGUGGUUGUGGAAAAGUGUUUUGCUCGAGUUGUUUAAAAGAGUAUGGUAGAACAAGUUGUCCUAUUUGCCGUUUGGAAUUGACUCUCUUCCAAGAUGUGCGAACAACUCGCCACGUUAAAGCCCUCAAAAUGAGCUGUAUCAGCGAAAGCUGUCAAUGGGUUGGUGAGCUAGGAUCCCUGGAAACACACCUAAAGACCUGUGAAUACGCCACCAUACCCUGCACUAAUGAAUGCAAGUUGAACAACCAAAACGUACGUAUUCUCAGAACGAAACUUGAGGAGCACCUCACCGACGACUGCCCAAGACGUCAGUACGAGUGUCCACAUUGCCAGGAGAUGGGGGAACAGCAGGAGAGGACCACCACUCAUCUGGAGACCUGCCCGAAGGUUGAAGUGCCUUGUCCGAAUGAACCUUGCUCAAUUACCAUUCCUCGUGACAAAUACAUUUCUCACCUAUCUGUCUGCAGCUACCAGCGUGUGCGCUGUAAAUAUGCUGCAGUUGGUUGUCAGAAGUUACCUCUGCGAAAAAAUCUCAAACUACAUGAAGACGAUUAUCAGCUACAUCUUCGAGUGACUACUGACAAAGUUCUUGAGCUAACAAAGUUACUGAAACAGCCCUUAAUCAAGUUCAAAGUCACAGAAUUGCAACAGCGAAAAAUGAACAGUCGAUUUUUUAGCCGACCUUUUUUUACUUUUCUCAACGGCUACAGGAUGCUUAUCUGUGUGUAUACCCAAAGAAAUCAUGUUUCAGUGUUGGCAUAUCUCAUGAGGGGAGAAAACGAUGACUCCCUGUCCUGGCCGUUCACUGGGACAGUCACAUUCGAGCUACUCAACCAACUGGAGGACAAAAACCAUCACAAGGAGAGUGUCACAUUUCCAGCAGAGAGUGGUCAGAGAGUGGUGGGCCGUGAGGCAGCACUUGCUGGAUACGGCCAGCCUAAAUUUAUUUCCCAUGUUGAUCUCGAUUACAAACAAGACACAAACACUCAGUACCUCGUAGACGACACUCUGGUGUUCAGUGUGUAUGUACAAGUACCUAGCUACAAGCCAUGGCUAGAGUGUAUUAGCAUUGACUAAAGAAAAUGGACUACUAUAGUGGAUAAGUAUAAUUAUAUAGAGAUAGCUAUAUUUAAACAAUUUAUCGUACCAUGCACCACACUUAUUGUCACAUUUUGUUAUUUUGUUGAAAUUUCA
Halichondria panicea is the source of this 1359-nucleotide messenger RNA. Its product is annotated as TNF receptor-associated factor 3-like. The transcript is spliced from 2 exons. Bases 46 to 1242 code for a protein of 398 amino acids. The record is from RefSeq and is a predicted model, not a curated record. Gene Ontology annotation, molecular function: protein binding; zinc ion binding. NCBI's taxonomy places the organism in Eukaryota, Metazoa, Porifera, Demospongiae, Suberitida, Halichondriidae.